This is a messenger RNA of Epinephelus fuscoguttatus (brown-marbled grouper), 3599 nucleotides long. It is a transcript of the gene ypel1, whose product is annotated as yippee-like 1. The transcript has 5 exons. The record is from RefSeq and is a predicted model, not a curated record. Bases 612 to 971 code for a protein of 119 amino acids. Lineage: Eukaryota; Metazoa; Chordata; Actinopteri; Perciformes; Serranidae.
AUUUCAGUAUAAAUAAGGCCGCAGACGGGACAGCUCGGCCUGUCCUGCCGCUGGUGUCGGAGAGCUAAAGGUAUAGAGGUUAAAAGCCUUCAACGAGCUGCGAGCUGCUCCAACAUGCACACACUCUGACCCGCCUCACGGAUGGGACUCUACUCAAACCGGACCUGCGGAGGUAUCCUGCACAUUUCACGGUCUAACGCAGAAAGUCUCUGGCUCAUGAGCGCAGUGAAGAUCCACCGAGGAGAUUGAUGUUUUUGGAGACUUUUUUAAUGGCACUCGGCCCGACCUAGACAGGCUGCUGCUACCUUUAUGGGACGGUGAAGGCGUCUUUGUUUUUUUAUGUUUUCUACUGACAUCCAGACUCCUGCAGCUCCAGCGGAGAGACGGAUUUCCUCAGCGGGUUGUUUUGGUUUCCGAGGGGGGGAAGGCGAAGUGUUUUUGGGGUUUGAUUUUCUCCUGUGGUGUCUGUGUGGAGCGUGCCACACACCCACUCCACAACAACGACGGCUUUUGCUUGCAUCUUCCAGUGUUUCUUCUGUCAGCAAGUCCAGCAGAGCUGCAACUCUUCCAGUGCCAGCCCUGACACCAGCGAGGAGCCCUGCCCCACUGACAUGGUGAAGAUGACCAAGUCAAAGACCUUCCAGGCUUACCUGCCGAGCUGCCAUCGCACCUACAGCUGCAUCCACUGCCGGGCACACCUGGCCAACCACGACGAGCUCAUCUCAAAGUCAUUUCAAGGCAGUCAAGGAAGAGCCUACCUGUUUAAUUCAGUGGUGAAUGUCGGCUGCGGGCCAGCUGAGGAGCGGGUACUCCUCACAGGUUUACAUGCUGUGGCUGAUAUCUACUGUGAAAACUGUAAAACCACCCUGGGCUGGAAAUAUGAACACGCGUUUGAGAGCAGUCAAAAGUACAAAGAGGGAAAGUUCAUCAUCGAGCUGGCUCACAUGAUCAAGGACAACGGAUGGGAGUGACGCUCCUCUUUUCUUUCUCUGACCUUGGAAUGCUCUUUAUUGAACUGCGUGGAGCGACGACCAUUGACCACCCUGCCCCCCCUCCCGAACCCCCUUUACAAAAAAACAACCUCCACGAACCUCCACCCCCUCGCCUCCUCCACGUGCACACACAGCCACCUGCUCAUCGUGAAACUGAACAGAACAAAUGACAUUUAAAAAAAAAUAAAAUAAACCUGACGACGAGGAAGUGGAGCAACUGUUGAAAAAUCACGUCACAGGAGUCGUUACUUUAAAGAUUGUGUGUUCUCCUUCGCAGUGCCGGACCUUUUUGGGUUUGACCCUCCCACCCGCUCACUCUCACCCCCUUCCCCCCCACCGAACCACGCUUACAAGUGAUUGUGGUGAUAAUGGCGACCACUAUGCGAACGGAGAUAGACUUCACUGAGGGGACAUCUUUGUUUUCUUUAUUUCGCCCGCCCAGCGAGACGGAUGAUAAUUAUUUUAAUGUUAUUUGCUCUAGUUUUAACUUCUGGGUUUGGUAAGGUUUUGGUUUGAUGGCAGAUGGAUGUUACUGGUUAGCAUUUUAUUUCCCUGUCAAGUCUGUCAUGUUUUGUUUUAGUUGUUUUUUUAUUUUUUGGCUUGUUGUAUCUCUGCCUUUAGCUGAGCAUGCUUUUCUUUGCUAAUGUCCAAAUGAGCAAUCAGGGACAGGUGAGGAGCGGAGGGGAAAGGGAGUUUAUUGUAGUUACAAAUAUGUAGCAGCAUCUUGCUUUUUAAAAAAAAAAAAUGGCAAAGGAUGGGAUUGCAGUAGUGUGGGAUUUUAUUCCUGAUAUUUUUUUCUGUUUUAAUCUUUUUUUUUUUCUUACGAAUUUUCUUAAUUUCCCCCCUUUUCUGGUACUUUUCAGCACCCAAAAAACAUUGGAAGCAGCACCUAUUUGUUGGAUAUAAAUGGAUAUAUAUACAUAUAUAUAUAUAUAUAUAAAUAUAUAAAUAUAUAGAUAUAUAAAUAUUUGUAGUGUUUGGCUAAGUGCGAUUGUGGCUGGUCCCAUUUUGCAGCAGUACCACAAGUGAAAAAGACAUGAGAAGAAGCAGAAAUACUUUCUAGACUGGGAACCUGACAUCAGUGGCCACAUGUCAUAAAGCAUUAGGGCAGACUGUAUUAUUCCAUUGUCUAGUAAUGAAACAAUAAGAGACACAACUGCAUAUGAAUAUAUAUACACACAUACUAUGAUGACAUAUCCAUAAAUACUAUGAAAAUGUUCGUAGUACGUAGAUAUUGGAACAUGGAUUCUGAAUAUAUAUUUGCUGUCAUGCACAUAUGUAUAUAUGCAUAUGACCGUGUGUGUAUAUGCAUUGUGUGUGUGUGUGUGGUCACGCAUUACACAGUGACAUACUUGAACGAUGCUACUUCGUUUGCACUUUGCAGAGGCCUUUGGUUCAUCUCAGUUUAGAGGCAAAAACUUUGUUCGCUCUCGUCUGUUUUUUGUUUGUUUGUUUGUUUGUUUUUUUCAUUUAAUGGCCUUCUCACAGACAGAUUGUUGGAGACGGAAAGAAAGUUCGACCUGGACAGUUUGAGGGGUUUACGCUGUCUCCGUUAAGACUGUAAAGACGCUUCUGGAUCAUUUGAUUUGAAUUACAUCGACAAAUUCUGCUUUUCCUCUCCGCUUGAGAAAAGUGUAGUUUCCGAUGAUUCUUUGCUGCUAUCGUAGAAAUCCCGUCGUUUCCUUCCCGCUCUUGUAGGUCUUUUGCACUUUAAAUGCUUAUCCGUCUCUCCUUCUUAGAGUGUGUGAUUCUUCUCUUUGUGAUUUGCCUCUAAGCCGUAUGAAUCUUGUGCCUCUUCAAAACAUGAUCAGCCUCCCCUCUUAUUUUCUGUUGUGCAGUGCAUAACUCCGAAAACCUUUGUGUGAACCGAUGUGUCUUCCCCCCCUUCUGGUUCAAAGUGGCCCUCAAAAAAACAACAACACCAAAAUCCUCAUAGAGCUCUUCCCUGUUUUGUUUUGUUUUUGGACAACAGAGACUUGGUAUACAUACACACUUAUAUUUUCUACGUUAAGAUUUAGAGGUGCAAAAACAGAUAUUCAGUAUAUUAUUUCUCAGAGUGAAGCAUAGAGGAGGAGGAUCGGAGUAUGCAGGAUGCCCAGGGCUUGUUGUUUGAUUUUUUAUUGGAAGGAUAAAACAAGAUGGCAGCAGGUUGAGGUGGAGGUUGGGCAGGGCAGGAUGGGAGAGAUUUAAAAGAAAAAAAAAAAUCAGCAGUGAUUGAUUACUUUGCCGGCAAGGUCAGUCAGAUCACACGACCUUUUAUCCUAAAAACGUUGACAAUGCAAACCCUUAAUAGUUAGCAGUGAUACCUACUUGAAAAUAUAAAGACAUAAACAGCUGAGAUAUUGGCCCGUGUUACAGUUUUUGUACAUAAAGUAACAUAUUUAAGGUUUUAUACGUAUUUCUACUGGGUUAGUUCUUUUACUUCCCCAACUUGAAGCACUUUUGUUCACUGUACCUCUGGCUGUGUGCGUCUGUAUGUGUGUGUGUUUGGGUGUGAGUGUGUGCGUGUGUGUGCAUGCAUGUGUAUUAGCCCACAUGCACGCCUGCACACAAAAGUGAAUGUUUAGUUUCUUUUCCUCAGACAGUUUAUUUCUCUUUUUGUUUCUC